AUGACGUUUGAUGUGACGAGCUACACUGCGGCGCAGCAGCAGCGGCUGGAGGAAAUACGUCGCGCGACGGAGAAGGAGCGGGCACUACUCGCCCUGUACGCGGGCAAGUUGGCGUCCGGCACGCAGGCGGCCCCCAGCCCUCCCGCGGACGACAGUCAGGCCCUGUCGGGCCCCAGCGACGGCGGGCGAUGGGCCUCGAUGAACGACAGGGCCAUGGAGCUGCACGCGUUGGAUGAGAAGUUGCUGUUGGAGGAGCGGGAGGUGGAGCGUCAGACGUCUGAGCUCGACCGACGCCUGCACGCGGCGGAGCGAAGAAAGACGGAAUUGCUGUCGCGCCUCGCCGCUCUCCAGCACCGGGAGGCGCUCGUAAAGAAGGAGGAGGGGCUCCUGGAGGAGGUGGAGUCCGGUGCUCAGCGGGCGUCGCGGGAGCUGGAGGCCUUCUCGCAGGGGCUGAAUGAGGAGCAGCGCGCCAUGGAGGCACGAGUGAGUGAGAAGCGUGCCCGUCUCCUCGCGGCGAAGUCGGCCGCGCGUGAACAGCAAAGAAAGAGGGAGGCGUUGGAGGCACGUGGUCGUGUGCAGUUAGAGGAGGUGCAGGAUCGCCUCCGGGAGCACCGCAUGGAACAUGCAAGGCUCAGCAGCGCAGUGGGUGACAAGGAGAGGUGGCUGCGGCAGGAGCAGUCCCGCCUGCGAGAGGCGGAGCUCGCCGCCAUUUACCGACUGAAGAAGGACAUUGAGCUCAUGGCGAUCUCCUUGGACAACUCCGCGGGGCGCCGCUGA
This is a messenger RNA of Trypanosoma conorhini, 777 nucleotides long. RefSeq lists its product as uncharacterized. The record is from RefSeq and is a predicted model, not a curated record. The transcript has a single exon. Bases 1 to 777 code for a protein of 258 amino acids. Lineage: Eukaryota; Euglenozoa; Kinetoplastea; Trypanosomatida; Trypanosomatidae.